Mirounga angustirostris (Northern elephant seal) is the source of this 951-nucleotide messenger RNA. Its product is annotated as taste receptor type 2 member 40. Gene Ontology annotation, cellular component: membrane. Gene Ontology annotation, molecular function: bitter taste receptor activity; G protein-coupled receptor activity. Gene Ontology annotation, biological process: sensory perception of taste; detection of chemical stimulus involved in sensory perception of bitter taste; G protein-coupled receptor signaling pathway. NCBI's taxonomy places the organism in Eukaryota, Metazoa, Chordata, Mammalia, Carnivora, Phocidae. The record is from RefSeq and is a predicted model, not a curated record.
AUGGCCACGGUGAGCACAGAUGCCACGGACAGAGACACAUGCAGGUUUAAAAUCGUCCUCACCUUGGUGGCCUCUGGAAUAGAGUGCAUCACUGGCAUCGUUGGGAAUGGCUUCAUCACGGCCAUCCAUGGGGCCGAGCGGGCCAGAGGCAAAAGACUCCCUGUCAGUGACUGCAUUCUGCUGAUGCUCAGCCUUUCCAGGCUCUUGCUGCAGAUCUGGAUGAUGCUGGAGAAUACUUACAGUCUACUGUUCUGGGUCACUUAUAACCAAAACACAGUGUUUAUACUCUUCAAAGUCGUCAUCAUGUUUCUGAACUAUUUCAACCUCUGGCUUGCUGCCUGGCUCAACAUCUUCUAUUGUCUUAGAAUUGCAAAUGCUCACCCUUUGUUCUUCUUGAUGAAGAGGAAAAUCACAGCGCUGAUGCCUUGGCUUCUGGGACUGUCACUGUUCAUCUCCUUAUGCUUCAGCUUUCCCUUCUCUACAGAUAUCUUCAAUGUGUAUGUAAAUAGUUCCAUUCCCAUCCCCUGCUCCAACACCCGGGAGAAGUACUUCUCUGAGACCAAUGUGGUCAACCUGGUUCUUCUCUAUAACCUGGGGAUCUUCAUUCCUCUGCUCAUGUUCAUCCUUUCAGCCACCCUGCUGAUCAUCUCUCUCAAGAGACAAACCCUCCACAUGGAGAGCAAUGCCACUGGUUCCAGGGACCCCAGCAUGGAGGCUCACAUGGGGGCCAUCAAAGCUACCAGCUGCUUUCUCAUUCUCUACAUUUUCAAUGCAGUUGCUCUAUUUAUUUCCAUGUCCAACAUCUUCGAUAUCAACACUUCCUGGAAUAUUGUGUGCAAAAUCGUCAUGGCCACUUACCCAGCUGGCCACUCAGCGCUACUGAUCUUGGGGAACCCUGGGCUGAGAAGAGCAUGGAAGAGGUUUCAGCACCAUGUUCAUCUUCACCUGUAA